AUGGAUCCAGUUGUGUGCAAGUUAAAAACUUUUAAAGAUUUUCUUGAACUGUACAAUAAAAUGACCGAAAUGUGCUUUAAAAGGUGCGUCGACAAUAUGUACACAAGAAAAUUAGAUCAGGAUGAAAUUGCAUGCGUGGACGAUUGUUCGCAAAAGUUUAUAUACUUUAACAACAAACUUAUGCAGAACUUUAUCCAAGCUCAAACGGAAAAAGCAAAUUUACGAGCGAAGGAAGCAGAAGAACAGCAAAAACUUGCUGAAGCUGAACAAAAACAGAACCAGCAGAAGGAAGUCUUAGAUAAAGAAAUGGCAGAGCCUGUAGGAAACCGAGAAAUUACAGUUUCUAGUAGUUGA
Messenger RNA from Sitophilus oryzae (rice weevil), 354 nucleotides. Its product is annotated as mitochondrial import inner membrane translocase subunit Tim10B. The transcript has 2 exons. Gene Ontology annotation, cellular component: mitochondrial intermembrane space chaperone complex. NCBI's taxonomy places the organism in Eukaryota, Metazoa, Arthropoda, Insecta, Coleoptera, Curculionidae. The coding region runs from base 1 to 354 and encodes 117 amino acids. The record is from RefSeq and is a predicted model, not a curated record.